Messenger RNA from Chlamydomonas reinhardtii, 3211 nucleotides. RefSeq lists its product as uncharacterized. The record is from RefSeq and is a predicted model, not a curated record. Bases 108 to 3188 code for a protein of 1026 amino acids. Gene Ontology annotation, biological process: double-strand break repair via nonhomologous end joining; protection from non-homologous end joining at telomere; interstrand cross-link repair. The transcript has 10 exons. Lineage: Eukaryota; Viridiplantae; Chlorophyta; Chlorophyceae; Chlamydomonadales; Chlamydomonadaceae. Gene Ontology annotation, molecular function: damaged DNA binding; 5'-3' DNA exonuclease activity; protein binding.
CAGACGCGAACAUACAACGGUGCUGCGCUGCGCCUUCGCUAUCUGUCAAUUUCAUUUACCAAAGUUUGGCAUGAAGCACGCCGCGCUUCAAUGAUGCUUGCGUAACUAUGGCUGACUUUAGCGACGAUGAUGAAGAUGAUUUCGUCCCAGUCUGCCCAACCAAACGUCGACAGCCCCUUCAGCCUGCGGCUCGCGAUGCCAAGGUACACCGCCGCGACAGCGCGCCCGCAAAGCUUGGCAGCAAGUCAGCUUCCAAGACUUCAGCUGUUCGCGGGGCCAUCUUACCGGGCGGGCUUCCGGGGCCGUCAGCCCAUGGGGCCGACGACUCGUCAGCGCGCGCCCCUCUCAGCUGCAUUGCCGGAGCCGCGUCGCCCUCUCCAAGCGGCUUGAAUGGAGGCUAUCUGUCGCUGCAGCGCAGGGAUGCGGUGCCCUACCCUGCAGCCGCCCGCCGCCCGGAUGCCGCCACCGCCGCCACCGCCACCACCGCCGCCACCGCCGCCAGCACCUGCGCCUGCCCGGUGUGUGGCGCCGACCUGGCGGCGCUGUCGCACACCGCCACCGGGAGGCAGGCGCACGUGAACGCCUGCCUGGACGGCCUGGACGGAGCGGCGGCGGCGGCGGAGGGCGGCGGCGGCGGCGGCGGGAGCGGAGGGGGCGACAGUGAAGGCGGAGGCGGGGGAGGCGCCGCGGCGAGCCGGGCGGCCGAGGUUGUGGACAUGGCGGAUGAGGAGGAUGACGCGGACUGGUUGCAGGUGGUGGAGGCCAUGGAGGUGCAGGAGGAGGAGGUGGAGGAGGUGGAGGUGGUGGAGCGGCAGGAGCAGCAGGGGCAGGGGCAGCAAUCGGCCGCGGCAGCAGCAACGGGUGCUGCGGCAGGGGCCACCACUGCACGACCGCCGUCGCCUCAGCAGCCACCUCGGCAAGGGAGUGGGUUGGAUGCAGCAGGCGGCGGGGAGGCGGAGGAGCAGCGGGAGCAGGAUGGCGGGGGCGGAGGGGCAGGGACGGAGGCGGCGGCGGAGGCGGAGGAGGCAGUAGCAGAUAUCGAGGAGGCAGUCGCAGACAUGGAGGCGGAGGGGGAAGACCCCAUGUGCGCACAGCUGCCUCCCGACUGGGACUUGGAUACGGGGGGCGAAGGGCUGCAGGGGGUGGAGGAGGGGCAGUGGCAGAGAUGGCAGCAGCCGCAGCAGCAGCAGCAGGAGCAGCGGCAGGACUGGCAGGUGAUGCAGGAUGGCUUUGAGCAGCAGGACAGGCAGCAGCAGCAGCAGCAGCAGCAGCAACAACAGGAACACGAGGAGUGCGGCGGCGGCGGCAGCCCUGCAGCGGAGGACGGACAAGGAGAAGCGGGAGACGACGGCGCGGAUGACGACGAUGACCCGAUAGCUGCCUGGUUGCGGCGUCACGGUCUGUCUGACUGGCUGGCCCGCUUCCGUGACGGCGAGGUGGACGAGGGGCUGGUGGGGCAGCUGGACGAGGCAGACCUGCAGGGCCUCGGCAUCGACUGCCCGGCCACACGCGCCGCCAUCCUAGCUGCCCUGCCCGACUUUGAUGCCGCGGCACCGGCGGCAGGAGCAGCAGCAGCAGGACUGGCAGUAGGUGGGCUCGACUCGCCGGGGCCGUGGCAGCAGCAGCAACAGCAGCAGCAACCAAAGCAGCAGCCGCACCUGCACCCACAGCAACACCAGCAGCAGAACCCGCACAGCCAACACCAACACCAACGCCACCCUCACAAGCCGCCGCCGCCGCCGCCAUGGCACGGCGCGCCCGGCCCGGCCCAGGCGCCCCAGAGACACCCGCAGGGACUCGCACACCCUCACGGCGGCCUUCCAGCUGCAGCCAUUGCUACAGCCACUGGUGCUGCCACUUCUACAGUCACUGCUGCAGCCCCUGCUACAGCCGCUGCUGUGCCGUUCUCCUCCAUGUUCAGGGCCAACCCCGCCGGCCCCAUCCGCAUCACACAGUACCUGGCGGGAGGCGGGGCGGCUGUAGCAGCGGCUGCAGCAGGCGGGGGAGGAGGAGGGGGAAGGGCGGCUGCCAUGUUUGCUGGCGCCGGCGGGAUGCCCGGGGCUGCAGCAGGCGGCGGCCGGGGCAGCGCAGUCGGCGGUGCCGGUCGCGGCAGCGGUGGCGGUGGUGGCAGCGGCGGUGGCGCUGGCGGAGGGAGAGGCGCCGGCGGCUGGAAGGGGGGCCACGGCGGCGGCGCUGCCGCCGCCGGGGCGGCAGCAAGCGCGGGAGCGGCAAGGGCCGGCGGCGGCGGGGGCGGGGUAGCGGCGGCGGGCGGCGCGGUGACGUCGCUUCGCUCUGUGCCCGUGUACCACACCAUACCCGGGACACGCCUCCUGGUGGACUACUUCAGCCCCGCCAGCCGCGCCAUACCCGCCGCCCUGGCGCCCUACCGCAUACUCACACACUUCCACGCAGACCACUACAAGGGUCUGACCAAGUCCUUCAGCGGCGGUGUGGUGCUGGCCUCCCCCGUCACCGCCCGACUGGUGGCGGAGCGGCUGCGGCUGCCAGCGGCGCGGCUGCGCACCCUGCCCAUGGACACGCCUGUGACGGUGGACGGCGUGACGCUGACGCUUGUGGAUGCCAACCACUGCCCCGGCGCUGCCAUGUUCAUUGCCGAGGUACUGCCGCCGCCGCCGCCCACACAGCAGAUGCAGCAGCAGCAGCAGGCGGGGGCUGCCGGGGUGGGGGGCGGCGGCCCACCUCCGCCUCCGCCUCCCCCGCCUCCGUCUCGUCCUCCUCCUCCGCCGCCUCCUCCGGUGUUGCACACGGGCGACUGCCGGCUGUCGGAGCACGUGAAGCAGCACCCCGCGCUGCAGGCUCUUGUGGGGCGGCGCUGCACGCUGGUCCUGGACACCACCUACGCCGACCCCGCCUACGUCUUCCCGCCGCAGCAGGACGUGCUGGACGCAGUGCUCACAGCAGUGCGGGCGGAGGCCUUCAACAAGAGGGCUCUGUUUGUGUUCGGCACCUACACCAUUGGCAAGGAACGCCUCUUCCUGGAGGUGGCGGCGGCGCUGGGGCAGAAGGUGUACUGCUCCAAGGAGAAGGCGGCCACCUUGUCGGCGUGUGGCCUGGCGCCGCGCUACUCUUCCCUCAUCACCACAAACCACCUGGAGGCCAACAUACACGCCGUGAGUGUGCGGGUGGGAGGGGGAGGGAGUGGGGUUGUGAAUACCAGCCCAAACUGAACCAGACCAAACUAGCCUAAGCU